AUGGUUUCCCAAGUGUUUCAGAACUACCACAAGGACUGUGAGGAUGCUGUUAACAAGCAGAUCAACCCGGAGCUCUAUUCCUCCUAUGUUUACCUCUCCAUGUCCUCUUACUUUGACCAGGAUGAUGUUGCCCUGCGUCACUUUGCUGAGUUCUUCAAGGAGCAGUCACAUGAGGAAUGGGAACACGCUGAGAAACUGAUGAAAUUCCAGAAUAAACGUGGAGGCCGGAUCAUCCUGGAGGAUGUCAAGAAACCAGAGCAGGAUGAGUGGAGCAAUGGUCUGGAGGCAAUGCAGAGAGCUCUGCAGAUGGAGAAGAAUGUGAACCAGAGUCUGCUGGAUCUGCACAAGCUCUCCUCUGGGAACACUGACCCUCCAUGUAAGGUCCUUCAAAUGAAAUGCAGAACUUUUUUGACCUUGAUGUCCCAAGCAUCACUAAGUGUUGAAUUGGCUGGAGUCACUAUUUAA
Carcharodon carcharias (great white shark) is the source of this 465-nucleotide messenger RNA. Its product is annotated as ferritin heavy chain B-like. Gene Ontology annotation, molecular function: ferrous iron binding; ferric iron binding. Bases 1 to 465 code for a protein of 154 amino acids. Lineage: Eukaryota; Metazoa; Chordata; Chondrichthyes; Lamniformes; Lamnidae. Gene Ontology annotation, cellular component: cytoplasm. The transcript is spliced from 3 exons. Gene Ontology annotation, biological process: intracellular iron ion homeostasis; iron ion transport. The record is from RefSeq and is a predicted model, not a curated record.